AUGGCUGAUCCCCGCAUUAGCUGGUCCAGAUAUCUUGCUCAGCAAAACGAAAAUGAGCUAGAGUAUCUGCUCAAAAAAGGCACCUUCCGGCCGCUUCUCCUCUACCAUGUGAUUGUCUUCAACUGUCUCCCCUGGAUUGUCCUGGUCAUUCCUAAGAGCAGAGGUGGGCAAUAUAUUCGACCGUUGGUCUUUGCACUGAGCUUGGCAUUUGCAAUUGAGGUCAUUAGGAACCAGCGAGCUCUUCUCGGCGGAAAUGGAUACAUGAUUGGUAUGAUGGCGGCCUGGUUGCUAGUGUGGAGUGGCACAUUAUUCAUCUUCUCAGACGUUGAGCGCGACUUCCAACGCAUUGAGCGCGUGACUGCAUCUGAGAAACCCCGUUCAAUUGGGGACAGCUUGGAUGCACAAUCGAGCAACAACGGCACAGUAUCAGAGAAUGUCAUUGCAGACAAAGCACGGUUUCGCUGGCAGUCAUAUCCCUCGAAGUUGUCGCAUCGCAUUGAGUGGUGCGCCGGACUACUUUUCAACCUCCGUGGCCCGGAGUGGAACUGGCGUACUCCUCGUCUUGGUCGACUACCUCAAACAGUACACGCAGACCUGCAUUCUGGCUUCCUGGCAAACAGUAUCCCCGCAGAAGAUACUGGUGUCCAGAUUUCUGCAAGAAAAUGUGUUUCGAAAGCAUUUCGCGUGUUUGCCAUCUCAUAUCUGACACUUGAUGCUUUGAAAGUGGUCAUGAUUAGGGAUCCCUACUUCAGGAACACGGCCACAGACAAUAUUGCUCCUCCGUUUCCAUUAAGUUUCCUCGUAUUCAUACCUUGUGGUAUUCGCUUCUACCACUGCUUCCUGAGUUGUCUUGGGGUCUAUACCGCCCUUCAAUAUGUGACCUCGCUCAAUCCCAUAUGCUUCCUUGGGCUAUCCCUCGCAUUUCCCAAUGCGUCUCGCAAGCUAACGGCUGCUCCCCUAGACGCGCCAUGGCUGUACGCCGAUACCUUCGGGCCAUUUAUUUCAUCGGUCUUGGACGACGGCCUAGCGAGCGUUUGGGGAAGCUGGUGGCAUCAGCUCUUCAGACACGGGUUCACCUCUACAGCCCGGUGGCUUCUAUCAUUGCUCCCGGUUUCAUGGGGUACAAACCCGCGACUAAAACGAGUAACCUACAUCGUGGUUGCUUUUUCGUUGAGUGGCCUCGUGCAUGCUUGUGGCAGCUAUACACAGUUCACAGAGACUCGACCGCUUACUGGGCCAUUUUUGUUCUUCCUCUCACAAAGCAUGGCUAUCAUUGCAGAAUAUAUCUUUAAGACCGUGGUCUUCCCAAAGCUUCCUCUGGGUCAAACCCCACGUUGGUUGCGGCGUACCGCAAAUGGUCUUAUGGUGUUUAUUUGGUUACUAUUCUCUGGGCCUCUCAUCGCUGAUGACUUUGCCAGAGGCGGGCUGUGGUUGAUGGAGCCUGUGCCAAUUAGUCCCCUCCGCGGCCUCGGAUUAGCGAAUGGGCAGGGAUGGUGGUGCUGGGAAGGGGAAUGGUUUAAGUAUUGGAGUGAUGGAACUUAUUGGGGUAGCGGGAUACGAGUAAUUUGA
Molecule: messenger RNA, 1569 nt
Organism: Penicillium odoratum
Lineage: Eukaryota; Fungi; Ascomycota; Eurotiomycetes; Eurotiales; Aspergillaceae
Product: wax synthase family protein
Exons: 1
Coding region: 1-1569 (522 amino acids)
Biological process (GO): lipid metabolic process
Source: RefSeq, a predicted model, not a curated record